This is a messenger RNA of Aethina tumida (small hive beetle), 1014 nucleotides long. Its product is annotated as MAPK-interacting and spindle-stabilizing protein-like. The record is from RefSeq and is a predicted model, not a curated record. The coding region runs from base 1 to 1014 and encodes 337 amino acids. The transcript has a single exon. NCBI's taxonomy places the organism in Eukaryota, Metazoa, Arthropoda, Insecta, Coleoptera, Nitidulidae.
AUGUUCACCUUUAUGAAAAUAGCCACAGCUUUAGCAUUUAUAUGGGGCAGUACGAUGGCAGAUCGGCCAUAUCCUCCAGCUCUACGAUCAGCCCCGUAUCCUGCUGCUGUGGAAAUCAAAAAAUUUGCUCCAAGUGGUCCUUAUCCAGCGCCUGCAGUGAGAAAAGUAUCAACUGGGCCUUACCCAGCAUCUAUGGAAACCGCACGGUCUAUUCCAACUGGGCCUUACCCUUCAGCUGAAUCUGGAACAAUACCAACUGGACCUUAUCCAGCACCUGUGUCUAGAAAAGUAUCAACGGGACCUUACCCACCAGCUUCUGAAAGUGCCAAAUCUAUCCCAACUGGGCCAUAUCCGGCAGCUAUAGAACCAGCAAGAUCUAUUCCAACUGGUCCAUAUCCCGCAGCUCAAUCUAGAACAGUACCUACUGGACCUUACCCAGCGCUUACAGAAAGCGUUAAAUCUGUCCCGUUAGGACCAUACCCUGCACCUGCAUCUAGAAAAGUUCCAACUGGACCUUACCCAGCUGCUGUAGAAACCGCAAGGUCUAGUCCAACUGGUUCAUAUCCUGCAGCUCAAACUAGAUCAGUACCAACUGGACCUUAUCCAGCAGCUAGAGCAGUAUCUACUGGACCUUACCCAGCAGCUAUAGAAACUGCAAGGUCUAUUCCAACUGUUCCAUAUCCUGCAGCUCAAACUAAAUCAGUACCAACUGGACCUUAUCCAGCAGCUAGAGCAGUAUCUACUGGACCUUACCCAGCAGCUAUAGAAACCACAAGAUCUAUUCCAACUGGUCCAUAUCCUGCAGCUCAAACCAAAUCAGUACCAAAUGGACCUUAUCCAGCAGCUAAAGCAGUAUCUACUGGACCUUACCCAGCAGCUAUAGAAACCACAAGAUCUAUUCCAACUGGUCCAUAUCCUGCAGCUCAAACCAAAUCAGUACCAAAUGGACCUUAUCCAGCAGCUAGAGCAGUACCAACUGGGCCAUAUCCACCAGCUGCUUUAUUCAGUAAUUAA